This is a messenger RNA of Aphanomyces invadans, 2744 nucleotides long. RefSeq lists its product as hypothetical. The transcript has 3 exons. The record is from RefSeq and is a predicted model, not a curated record. Gene Ontology annotation, cellular component: cytoplasm. NCBI's taxonomy places the organism in Eukaryota, Oomycota, Saprolegniomycetes, Saprolegniales, Verrucalvaceae. Bases 27 to 1283 code for a protein of 418 amino acids.
GCGUAAUUCCCAUUGUCGUUGGUGCCAUGCGGGAAACGUUAACCCUUCAAUUUGGUAGCGUCAGCAAUCAGGUGGCCGACAAGUUCUGGCACAGCUGCCUGCACGAACUCAAUGCCGACAAAGCCUGCAUCGCUUCAGGUGGAGAUUCGACUAUGACGGUUCGAAACGGACGCUUCGCACCCCGUACCGUGGCGUUUUGCAACAAGGGUGGCCUUUCUACAGCGCAACCAAGAAGCCGAGACGCCGCGCCAAGCGCGUGGGAUGGAGGUGUGCAAGUGAUAGCUCAAGAGGUAGAUGACGCUCAAACUGUGGCGACACCGCUUCAGUCGCGGUCCAUUGUCGAAGUCCACGAAUUUCGUCACUUUGACCCGUUGAACAACUUUUACCAUGGAAUCCCCAGUAUGGAUGGCACGAUUCGCCGCGAUACGAUGGACGCCGCACACGAUGCAAUUCGCGCAGCACUAGAAGAGUGCGACUCGCUUCAGGGAGUGCAAUGUGUCGUCGACGUGGACUCGACAUGGGGCGGGUUUGCGUCCGAGGUGCUGCGAGGUGUCCGCGAAGAGUGCCCAUCCGCAUUCGUGUGCUGUCUUGGUCACGACGUCAGCUACCCCCUGGCAACCUCCAUCGACGUUUUCGAUCGAUCCAAGCAAAACAGUCGGCGAUUCAUCAACUUGGCCUCGUCCGUCGUUCACUUACAUGAUCUGAGCACUCUCUUCAUCCCGUUUUCACCGCACUCGCAUGACGCGGGAGCGAUUGCGUGGAACUCGCUGUCGUCGGUGUAUCGAUGGCCGGCCGCGGCGUCGUUUCACGACAUGCUGUUCCGCCCGAACGCCAAGAUCAUGCAACUCAGCACAUCGUUGUUGACUCCUCAAGCCCUCUUUGCCAUGCCGCCCCUCGACAGAGUUGCCCAUUGGGACUCGUCGACGACGUUUCCGGUGUUCGACGUCGUUCGCGGCAGCCCGCGCAAGUUUGCAUUUCAGUGUGUGACCAUUCGCAAUCUAUCCCCGUACACGUUGGCCGGAAAUGCCGGCGAGCCGUUCGACUACUGGCGCUCGAUCACGGUGGCCAAGCGAUUGCACUCGCCCGAGUCGCGGCCUCUUGCAGGUUCCGUGGCGUCCCUCAGCAUCACGGACCACGUGCCCAAGUACCUCGAGCACCUCGCGGUUGGCGUGAAACAUGUCGACCCCCGCGUUGUGCACGAGUUUACUCAGUCGGGAAUGAACCCUGACGGCAUUCGCGAUCUCCACGACGACCUGUUUCGUUUGAGCGACUCGUCGUUGUAACGAAAUGUGCGAGUCUCGGCCAUGCCAUGGCGUCCGAGUGCGUCGUCGUCCACGUGGCUCGCAAAGAACACCCUGGGCGGUGUGAAUGGCGAGCGGGUGCCGACUUGAUGGCGCGAUGGCCCGUCGAAACUCCAAAUAAAUAACAUGUUAGGAACGGUUUACGCAAAGUACCCCGUGUUGUACGGCUGAGAUGGAUGAAAAUGGACGUCGGGGACGAUGCAGCACUGGUACAGCGGCGGGAGAACCACGUCGCGCUCGGUCUCGGGCUCGUACUGCAGUUGGUCGUCGACAGCCGGCGGCAUGUACAUGCCAAACGACGCGUACGCGACGGCCGUCGACACGACUUGGACCGCGUACUUGUCGACACUCGGGAUUUUCUUGAGCUUGGAUUGCAUGGUCGAAUACACGGAAAAAGGAACUGGCGAGGCCGCGUACGGGAGAUACUGCUGCAGCCACGUCACGCAGUCCCACACAUCCUCGGCCUUGAGGUGCAAAAAGUGCGCCAGCGCGUACAGGUUGUGCCCAGGCGCGAUCAGGAAUAAUGCGGCAGCAGCCAUCAUGCUCGGCAAGAAGUGGAGGCAAUUGGCGUGCAAGAGAGCCACGUCGAGGAGAUUACACGCGAUGUGAAACACGUUGGCCCGUUCCGACGCGCGAGCGUGCGAGUUGUGCUGUUGCUUUACGCCAAAGUACUCGUAGUCGUACCCGACAUAGCACGGCGACGACUGGAUUGGAUCCUUGUACAGCCCAAGACCCUCCAUCGUCAGGAGCAGCCACGACACAGACGUCGCUGGAUACAGCUUCCACUCGAGUGUCUUGAGCAUUGCUUCCUCCUCGGCAACUACUUCCUCCUUCGUCGUGUAGAUGGAAUGGGGCUUGGUCUUUUUGGAUUUCGAUCGCGCCGACGGCCCCCGCUUCCGCGUUUGUAACUCGAUGAUUUCGCCGCUUUCCCGUUGCACCGCCUCGAGGAUUUCUUGAAUGGACGGUGGGCUAACUUCUUCAAUCUUGCAUGCGAUCACAACGGCGGCAGAAGUAAUGACCACACUUGGAUGCUCCGGAGUCUUCAUGGAAUUGACGUAGGUGGGGACAAGGUAGCCGUGGUGCAGCAAGUUCGACAGCAAAAUCCUUGUCAGGUAGGAACACGCCAAGUGGCACGUCUCCCUUUUCAACGCCAACGAACUCGCCACGCAAACGACACGAUGCACAAGGCGCGCUCGAAACGUGUUAAACGACGGCCAUUCCAUUGGAGUGAGCGAGUGCACAUAGCUGCAAACGGAGUACACUUUCUCAAUCUCACGAAGGCGGUAGUUCCGGACCACGUCAAAGUCCAGCUCAACCGUGUCCUUGGUCAUUUCAUGGCCCAUUUGCGUGUCGACGAGGCGGUGCUCGGUGGUGGUGGUGGGUGGGUACAUUCCAGAAUACAUCCCCUCAAACGAUGAUGGUGGCGCGAUUUGCACGUGGGUG